Messenger RNA from Peromyscus leucopus (white-footed mouse), 3168 nucleotides. It is a transcript of the gene Slc25a22, whose product is annotated as solute carrier family 25 member 22. Lineage: Eukaryota; Metazoa; Chordata; Mammalia; Rodentia; Cricetidae. The record is from RefSeq and is a predicted model, not a curated record. Gene Ontology annotation, molecular function: L-glutamate transmembrane transporter activity; L-aspartate transmembrane transporter activity. Gene Ontology annotation, biological process: aspartate transmembrane transport; L-glutamate transmembrane transport; malate-aspartate shuttle. The transcript has 10 exons. Bases 850 to 1821 code for a protein of 323 amino acids.
AUGUGGCAGCAGUGAGGAUACUAGCCUGUGUGUGACAGCUGACCUCUGAGGGCUCAGGGAGAUACACAGGGGAGGGAGGACCCCGGACUGGAACCCACCCCAGCUUAGCUGUUAUGAUUGUGUCCCUCGGGAUGAAGAGGCUGGCUCUUGGAUUCCAGUCUUUGCUGCUAAUAGAAGGGACCCUUCUCCCACCCUAAGGGAAUAGGGUGUACCAGCCACAGAUGCCUUAAGAGACAGACAUCCCUCUGCCCCCCCCCCCAUACCUUGUAUUCCCGUCCUGUCUUCCCCGAGUCCUCAUCCCUAGGCUCCUGUGUCUCUGGGGAGUGAAACACUUCCUUUGGGAAGUGGACAGGAAGGUGGGCAACCAGCUCGGUGUGGGUGGGGAUCUUGCUUCUCUACGGGAAGAGGCUCUGUAGUCCAGAGUGAGCUGUUGUAGAACUGGGUCUGCUCUGCCCAGGGGUUCCACAGAGGAAAAACCACCACCGCCCCAUCCCACUGAAAGCGGCAGGUGCUAGGUGGGAACUGGUUACCACAGCUCAAGUCCGGGAUCCCAAAGUACCACUGCACUAAAAGGCACCUGGCCCUUUAAAAGCUGGAGCUUGCCUUCUGUGCGUGAGCAUAUGCGUGUGAGCGUGAGUUCCUGGCUGCCUGGGAGGACGGCCACGGGGAGGGCAUUGAAGGAAAGCCAGGUGGCAGAAGUCUAGAAAUUGCUCUGAAGGUGAGGACGUCCCCUCCCCCACCAUCAGCCACCACCGCCAGCCACCCACAUUGUCCUCCUCAGCCCCUCCCCAUCAGUGCCUCCACUUACAUCGCCUGGCCUGAGUCAGCCGCCUGCUCCACUUGGUGUAAAUGGCUGAUAAGCAGAUCAGCCUGCCGGCCAAGCUCAUCAAUGGUGGCAUCGCCGGGCUAAUCGGGGUCACCUGCGUGUUCCCCAUCGACCUGGCGAAGACGCGGCUGCAGAACCAGCAGAAUGGCCAGCGCAUGUAUGCCAGCAUGUCUGACUGCCUCAUCAAGACCAUCCGCUCCGAGGGCUACUUCGGCAUGUACAGGGGAGCAGCAGUAAACCUGACCCUGGUCACCCCCGAGAAGGCCAUCAAGCUGGCAGCUAAUGACUUCUUCAGACAUCAGCUCUCUAAGGAUGGACAGAAGCUGACCCUGCCUAAGGAGAUGCUGGCAGGCUGCGGGGCUGGCACCUGCCAGGUGAUCGUGACCACCCCCAUGGAGAUGCUGAAGAUCCAGUUGCAAGACGCAGGCCGCAUUGCUGCUCAGAGGAAGAUUAUGGCUGCCCAGGCUCAGCUCUCGGCUCAGGGAGGGACCCAGCCCCCAGUAGAGACUCCAGCUGCUCCUCGGCCCACGGCCACCCAGCUGACCCGUGACCUGCUGCGGAACCAUGGCAUUGCUGGCCUCUACAAGGGACUGGGGGCCACGCUGCUCAGGGAUGUACCCUUCUCCAUUGUCUACUUCCCCCUGUUUGCCAACCUGAACCAGCUGGGCCGCCCAUCGUCCGAGGAGAAGUCACCCUUCUAUGUGUCCUUCCUGGCAGGCUGUGUGGCUGGGAGUGCAGCCGCCGUGGCUGUCAACCCCUGUGAUGUGGUGAAGACUCGGCUUCAGUCACUUGAGCGAGGCGUCAAUGAGGACACUUACUCGGGGUUUCUGGACUGUGCCAGGAAGAUCUGGAGACACGAGGGCCCCUCGGCCUUCCUGAAAGGCGCGUACUGUCGUGCGCUGGUCAUCGCCCCGCUGUUCGGCAUCGCCCAGGUGGUCUACUUCCUGGGCAUCGCUGAGUCCCUGCUGGGACUGCUGCAAGAGCCCCAGGCCUGAGCCCAUGGCUGCUUCCCCCCAGCCUAUGGGCUGGGGCCAGAACAGGGUGACCAGCACAAGCCUGAGGGGGACUGGUCUCUCCCCGGUCCUCCUCCCCAUCAAACAGGAAGGCAGGGGGAGGGUGCAGGAUCCACAUGGGUGGUGCACACAUAGGCCCCCAUGGGGUCCUGAGGGACAAAAAAAUUGGGAUCAAGGUCUUAUUUAUGUAGAAAAUGCAGAAAUCUGUACAUUCCUCGAGCCAGUCCCGUCCCCUCGCUGUACCCCAACCCAGUCUCACCUGGCCUGAACACCCCCUGAGACAGAGCUGGUCUCUGGGCUGGGGCCCCCAGGCCUGGUUUUGGCAGGCAGACCCUACCCUGUAGUCCACUGGCUCCGGUCUCCGAGGCUCUCCUGGUCUACAAAGGGGACCCACACACAAAACCUUAUUUAUUGAAUUUGCUGUGCCCACGUGGCUCUCUGCCUGUCCUCCGUCCAUCAGUCUGUUCGCCCCUGCUGCUCUUUCUGCCUCAACCAGGACCCCACUCUGCCUCCUCAGCCAGCCUUACAGGAGGACUGGAGUGUUCUCUCCUCGUGUUAAGCUAGGAUUCCCAGGCUGGGUGUGCUGCCACAUUCAAUUCUGAUCCCAGGCACCCCACACAUACUCUUCCUGGUGAGCCUUUGGGCCCCCACCCCGUGGGGGACCCAGAUUGCUUAAGUUCUUUGUGUGCCUGUGACGGGGCGGGUUGCGCCCCCGGCCCGCAGCAGUCAGCUGCCCAGGCUGCAUGGGCAUUGGCCCCAAAGGGCACAGUUGCCUUUCCCUCUGGAGUCAGGCAUCCCGUGCUUGUGUGCUGUGUGCCUCAGGUCUUCUGCUGACCCCGUCCAGUAAUUUAGUUCUCCAGCCUGGUAACUCUUGUGAUAGAGCCCUAACUCCUGGACAGAGAUUGCUGGUGGGGGAAGGGCGGGCAUGAAGGCCAGUCCGGAGCCUGGGCCACCCAGCUCUCGGGGCCUCUGCCCAUAUUUGGGAAGCCCCGCCCUUCCAGCCCUGGAUCCUCUGUUCUGAAUCAAAGCAACCCUCCUCCCCUGCCCUGGCCAUGUGAUUGUGUUUGGUGAUUGACUGAAGUGCUGGUGCUGUGUCCCUCAAGCCCAACCCCCUCCACGGAGGCCCCUUCCCAGUGACACUACCUGGGGCUCAAGUCUGGGCCAUCCCUAUUUCACGGUUGCUCCUGGGAGCCUCCCCUCCUACCAUGUCUGGACCUUGAAAGCUGCUGCUGCUGCUUACAGAAUUAUAUUUUUUUCUUUUGAAGAGUUUAAGAAGUUGUAACUUUUUGUGUCUUGUCAUGUAUAAGAUAAAUAAAUAUUCUAAAUAGA